GUGACAGAUUCGGGGAAGCCUCCUUUGUCAUCCUCCUCCAUACUCACAAUCAGGGUGAUUGAGGAGAGCCUCCAUCGACCAGUAGCAGUACCACUGGACAUUCAUAUUGUUACUAUGGAGGAUGAAUUUCCUGGUGGUGUGAUUGGUCAGCUACAUGCCACCGAUGCUGACCCUUAUGAUGUUUUGACUUUUGGUCACGCUCCUUCAGCUCAACGUAGUCUCUUUAAGAUUAGUCCUCAUGAUGGAAAGAUCAUAGCCCUGGGUGGUUUGGAUGCAGGCAGGUACUUUCUUAAUGCUAGUGUCAGUGAUGGCCGCUUUGCUGUUCCUGUACCCGUAAGUGUGCAUGUGGAGCAGGCAACACCAGACAUGUUGCGUGAAGCAGUGACAGUGCGUUUUGAGAGAGUGGCACCACAAGACUUUGUGACGUUGUACUUGAAAAGCAUGUUAAAUGUGCUCCAGCAGUGUGCUGCUACUCAACAGCAGGACUCACUGCAUUUGCUAAGUUUGCAGCCAGUUGGAGGGACGCAACAGCUGGAUAUGCUCAUCACCAUGGAAAAAGCAGGUGGUGGAUACUAUAGGGCAGCCUACCUCACCCAAAAACUAAGUGCAUCACGGCGAAACCUGGAGGAAGUGCUUAGAGUGUCAGCUAUCCUGGAUAAGAACUGUUCUGGAUUAGACUGUCGUGGGGCUCAGUGCGAACAGAGCAUUGUCUUGGAUUCACACAAUCUCGCUACAUAUAGUAACCCACGGGUCAGCUUUGUCUCACCUCGCUUUCACCGGACCUCACGCUGUACAUGCAAUGAUGACAGCUGUUCUGUCCUGUCAGAACAAUGCGAGGACCAACCCUGUCCACCAGACAUGCAGUGUGUUUCAAUAGAGGCCAAUAGAGGGCGUUAUGCAUGCCAGUGUCCACAAGGCAAACUUGGAGAGUGUGCAGGACAUUCAUCUUUGAGUUUCUCAGGUAACAGCUACAUCAAGUACAGACUCUCUGGCCAGCUGCAAACAGAGUUGAAACUGAGCCUGAGGAUCAGAACACUGCAGAGCCAAGGAAUUAUCAUGUACACACACACUGAGCCCUGCACUGUGCUUAAGUUGGAGGAUGGGAAGCUGUGGUUCCAGUUGGCUUGUGGCCUUGGUGGAAAUGAUGACAGCCCUGACAUGCUGGGCAUCUCGGGUCGUCGUAUCAAUGAUGGGAGCUGGCACACAAUGGCACUUGAACUGAAUCGCAACUUCAGCAGCUUGGCACUUGAUGACAGCUAUGUUGAACGACGCCGUGGACCAUCAUUUGUACAGAGACUACCUACAACUAUCUUCUUUGGAGCACUGGUGCAGCCCCCAAACUCUCGUAGCCUCAUGGAAUUCCAGAAGGACCCCCGGGUGCUUUAUGGAUUCCAAGGUUGCCUGGACUCUGUAAUGCUGAACAACAAUGAGCUCCCAUUGCAGAACAAACGUUCGCAGUAUGCAGAGGUGGUGGGACUGACAGAGCUGAAACUGGGUUGCAUUCUCUACCCUGAUGCAUGUCUGCAGCAGCCAUGUCACAACGGAGCUACUUGUACAAGUCUACCUGCUGGUGGGUUCUCAUGCAGUUGUAAACCCCAGUACACUGGGGGGCACUGUGAGAUGGAGAUAACAGCAUGUGUUCCCAACCCGUGUCAUAACGGCGGUGUGUGUAAGCCCAUUGGCAAUGCAUUUCUUUGCAGCUGCAGGAGAGGCUUCAGGGGCCUGACUUGUGAGGAAGAUGUGAACGAAUGUGACCGCAGGAAUCCAGAGGGGGAGUGUGAGAAUGGUGGCACCUGCAUCAACACUCACGGCUCCUUCUACUGUAACUGCACGGCAGGCUUUGUGGGUCAGCGCUGUGGCCUGAGGCCUGUUGUUGUCCCCGACAUGCAGGCUGGUCAUGCUGUGGUUGGUAGGGAGGAGCUUAUUGGCAUUGCUGUCGUACUUUUUGUCAUCAUCACCCUCAUCAUCCUCUUCAUUGCAUUCCGCAAGAAGGUCUUCCAGAAAAACUACUCGCGGAACAAUCUAUCUCUGGUGCAGGACCCAGCCACUGCAGCACUCCUUAACAAGGCCAAUGGUGUUCAGUUUAAGACCUUACACUGCACCUCAGGAGACCCUCUCAACCUGUACUCAGAGCCAGGUAUGGAGUCUGCCAUGUUGGGAGGGGGUGGGAUGAUGGGACCUCCACAGGUCCCUGUGAGACCCAUGGCAUACACGCCCUGUUUCCAAGGAGACCCACGUUCCACGCUAGAGAAGAUGGCAGAUGGACGCAGUGUGGAACAUACAGAGAUGAGUACCUUUCACCCUGAGUCACCAAGGAUCCUUUCAGGAACCACUAGGAGAGGGGUGGUGGUGUGCAGCGUGGCCCCCAACCUUCCACCAGUCUCACCAUGUCGCUCAGACUGUGACUCCAUAUGCAAGAGCCCAUGGGAUAAUGAUGAGUGUAAGGUGGGCGACAUGGCAGAAGAAGUAACAUGUUUCUCAGGAAGCAACAAAGGCAGUAACUCAGAGGUCCAGUCACUGAGCUCCUUUCAGUCUGAUUCUUGUGAUGACAAUGCCUCCAUAGUGACCGUCAUUCGACUGGUAAAUGAUGCAGUCGACACAAUCGAAAGUGAAGUGUCAGAUAUGGACCAAGGUCAAACCUUCAAUAGAGCAUAUCACUGGGAUACAUCAGACUGGAUGCCAAGCCCGAGGCUCUCAGACAUUGAAGAGGUGCCAGGCUACGAGGCAAGUCAUGGAAACGAAGUAGCAGGCUCGACCCCUUGCCUUAGCGAAAGUACUCGAGAACUGGAGUCAGAUUACUAUCUAGGGGGCUAUGACAUCGACAGUGACUAUCUCCCUCCCCACGAAGAAGAGUUCCUUAAUCAAGACCAACUGCCACCUCCACUACCCACAGGUGAGGAUUAUACUGAGCCCUAUGCACCAUUUUCUACCAAUACACCACUUUCCAAGGAGAGCACACUGAGCACAAGGCAUCAGCAUGCCAGACCAUAUUUCCACCCUAGCCAGUACCUACCUCCCCAUCAAAUACCCACUGGGGAGGUGCCAAAUGAAGUUUUUAGCUCUUCAGUGAGUGGGCGAACACCAGGAAAUGGGGACACUGAUGACUCUGUGUCCCGAAGUAUCCGACUGUCCGUUGGUGCAUCAUCAGCCUCAGACAUGUCAACCCCCUGUGGGCUGGAUGACUCUGAACAUGGCAGUGACUUUGACAGUAUGGAUGAGCUUCAUCGAGGGGUGACCAUCAUCACGGACUCACAGCAACAGACUGAGGUGUGAUUAGCUAUACAGCACAAGAGUACCAACCAGUGGGAGCAUAGCAGUUGUGCAGAUAGAAGAUGCAAAGGAUUCUGUUAUGACUGGGCAAGGUAAACUUCUUCAGCAGUACUAGGUACUGCUACAACUAUAUACAUUAACAGUAAUUUAAAAAAAAAAAAAUCACCAUUUCACCUCACUGAACUGUGACCAACAGAAUAACAAUAUUAACUGGAUUGUCAGUUCUAACCCCACUGUGUAGACCAGUUAGGAAUGAUUUUCCUACUGUAAUAGGAAUUACUUGGAAUAUGAAAAGAAUGGGAUAGAGAAUGUGAACAUGAAAGAAUGAUUAUGGACGUGGUAGACAGAUUUAAAACAAACAAAACUAAAGGGACAAUGAUUUAAGUGACACAUUUGUAUGUUUUUUUUGGUCCUUCGCAGAAGCCCAUCGGACAAUUUUUUUUCUAUUUAAAACAAUAAAAUAAAAUUUAAAAAAUGUAAAUUUUCCUCCAUGCUUUGUAAACUUUGUAGUGUGCUGAACUGUACAGACUGUAAAGUAUUUUGACCUCACUGGUGAAAAGUAUGAAAACAUACUUUAAAAGCCAUUUUUGUUUCAAUGUAAAAUGUGCCCAUCCACACCUCACCUGUAUGCUCCCUGCUCCAAAUCUUUAAAAGACAAUUACAUUUCAAACUUUCUCUUUCCUUAGCUUGAAAAUUAAAUUUUUCAUGAUUUUUUUUAAAAAUUCUGUUGUGUGGAUGCCAAAAGCUGCUGUAGUUGUUAAUGUAUGAUAAAAUCUAUUAUAAUAAAUUGUACUAAAAAUUGA
Molecule: messenger RNA, 4073 nt
Organism: Haplochromis burtoni (Burton's mouthbrooder)
Lineage: Eukaryota; Metazoa; Chordata; Actinopteri; Cichliformes; Cichlidae
Product: protocadherin Fat 3
Biological process (GO): homophilic cell-cell adhesion
Cellular component (GO): plasma membrane; cell-cell junction
Molecular function (GO): calcium ion binding
Source: RefSeq, a predicted model, not a curated record